This is a messenger RNA of Drosophila rhopaloa, 7627 nucleotides long. RefSeq names its product ectopic P granules protein 5 homolog (gene Epg5). Gene Ontology annotation, cellular component: cytoplasm. The coding region runs from base 123 to 7487 and encodes 2454 amino acids. Gene Ontology annotation, biological process: autophagosome maturation. The transcript has 15 exons. Lineage: Eukaryota; Metazoa; Arthropoda; Insecta; Diptera; Drosophilidae. The record is from RefSeq and is a predicted model, not a curated record.
ACAGCUGUUCUCUUGUUUUUCCCAUCCCUAUUAUGUGGGGAUUUUUGUUUAGCGGUGCUGCGUCCCCAAGAAUACACAAAUAAAACGCAAAAAGUUUAGACCUACGAAAUCGCAAGUGAAUCAUGGCCACGCUAGUGAAGCCCAAAAAGAGCAAACGGUCUCGCAACGCAGGACAGUUCCAAAAAGAGGAAGAGGAACAUGCUGAGUUAUCAACAAGUGAAGAACAAAGACCUGCGGACAAUGUAUCGCUGCUGGAGGAAUUCGAGCGGGUGGCGGCCUUGGCCAGCAGUUCUAGUGGUGAGGCGAUCAUUAGCCACGAGUGUUGCAUUUCCAGCGAUGUGAGGGAAACGCCGGAGGAAGCAGAAACCGAUAUUCAGGAUCCCACAGAAACGGAAGCCGAACCCAGUGCACCAAGUGCCCCGCCCUCGACUACCGUUCACAUCAUUCAGUAUCCCAAUCUGCAACCCAUGCAAUUGUCCAACACCCAGGUGGAGGAACACUCUGCCAAGAUUGUCUACCAACAGGCAGAAUCUCCCUCCGGCUUCGCCUUAACCAGGAGUCACAUUAAACCCUUGAAUCCCGAGGAACUACGACAAAUCUACGAUUGUCCCGACCUGGAGCUGGCCAAACAGUUUGAGCUGGAGUUUCUUAUGAACUCCCUGUUGGAGUCCAGCGAAUCGGAUCCAUUAUAUGCUGCUCUACUCGAAUAUUAUGAACUGCAGGGCAAGAUCACCUCGAACUUGCACGAUGUGGAGAAGAUGCGAAAAGCCUGCACGGAGUCACAAAAACAAGUCUGGGUGCGCCAGCCGGUAACACGAACAUUCAGUGGAACCUGCGGCGAUGGAAAUGUGGUCCAGGAGAGCAUCACCUACGAUCUCAUCAAGGUGGACCCUAUCAAACUAGAACUAGCCCAGUCGACUCUGACUGGUCUGUAUGACCUCGUCUGUCAUACUUACACCAGCAAUCUGAUCACAGCUAAGAUAACCAAAGUAAAGGUGGACCAAAUAAUCAAUGACAUGCUGGCUUAUCCCAAUGCGGAUGGCCAGUCGGCGAUAACAUUGAAUUAUUCUCAAUCUGGACAGGCUUUGGAGUGUGUUGCCCAACUAAGAAGAGCCAUCUCCAUACUCUUCAGCUUUGUUCGAAGGCCAAGUCCUAAUUCGAAUUUCGACAAGGACCUCAAAGAAUGGCUGCGCAAGCUGAUUGCCUUGCAACUAUUGUUGGCCACCCGGGAGGACCACUGGUUCCUGCUGUUCAACAUACUGCGCUGUCCCAAUGGCGUUGGCUCCUGGGCCGCCCAAUUUUUGCAGCUGCCUGGGACGAGGACAUUAUCCCACGGUUCCCAACAGAAUGAACUGCCACUGGACCUACACUCGCCCGAACUCAACCACUGCAUGUCCGUGCUACAGAUUCUUCUGAUGCCCGUGAAGAAGCGCAACGAAUAUCUCAAGAGUCAGACCCAAGCGACUCGGGAACUUUCGGGUACGACAGGGGCCACUGAUCGCUGGAUAGUGGUGGAUUCCGACGGCGAAGACUCACACACCCCCGCUGGCGAAUGCAUUGGGCUAAAGGAAAGCGACCUAAUCGCACUGCUUAACCAAUUGCCUUUCGAAAAGAUAUUUACAUCUGCUAUGCGCAUUGAAAAGUUUCUAAACGACUACAUUCUAGAGCCAGAUAUGAUCACGCCGCAAAAAAUGCUCGCGGUAGUGGUGUUUUUUUCCCAGUUGGUCAAAACAAUGGGCGAGGGAUUGCUAACCUACAACAACGAGCGAUAUAAGCAACUGGCCAAACGUCUUGGUCGUUUGGUGCGCCACACCCUCCAAUAUGUCUUUGAUUACCACGAAUUGUUUAUAAACAACAACCUGGCCAAGUCCGCGGACAUGUACGAGCGCAUCCAAGUGGAGCUGCAAGCACUACUUAUUCGCUCCUGCGGCUACAUCUACCGCACCCGGAAUCUAGGCACUUGGCAGUACUUUUCCACUUUGCCCUUUGGCACCUUAGAUGCCGAAGUGGUCUGGCACUUGUUUUACUACUUAAAUGUCGGCUUUCCAACGGACUUGACCAAUGAUUUGGUGAGCAAUGCAGAGGCUGCUUUCCAGGCGGAAGACUUCUGGACCAAAUUCGAUCUGGCGAAUGCGGAUGUGGCACCUGAAGAUAUGUACUAUCUGCUCCAGACCUUCUUUGAGAUGGCCAACGAUCGAAAUCGCUCUAAGGAUGGGAACCUCGUCAAGGCUAUCUGCCUGCACAUUUUCCGCAUCGGAUACAUACAUCAAUCUACGAGGGAGAUUUGCUAUAAAACAGCACGUGAUAUGCUGGCCAACUUAAUGGAUGAGGAACUGUUGGGUAGCCUGCUAGUUCUGUUAAAGAUGCGAUACGGGGACGUAGAUCAAGCUGCGUAUCUUUUUAAAGCUCUGCCGUUAGAGAACUGGCAUCCCAGCAUGGAUAGUUUUGAGGUUCUCUCGAACUGGCUCCUCCACUUUGACUACCAAUCUUCGGAAAGCCAUUUAGCUCGCUUGAUCAUCAGUCACUUAAACUGGGGACUGGAUUGCGAGGGACGUCUUUUCCUGCCCCACAAUAUUCAUGUAAGAAUGGCUCACCUGGUGAAUGAAGCCCUGAACAAGUACGCUCCUGAGGUUAUAGGAGCCUCCGGCAUUUCUGAGAGCGUGCGCCAAGUUUCCUCGCUGAUCGAUUCUACUCAAUCGAGUCGGGAGCAGUUUACCAAUUGGUGCUGGCGCAUGGUGUCCGUCUUGCGCCUGCAUCUGAUGGAUCAAGGCGUUGAGUCCGUGAAGCGCACGCUUUAUCAUCCCACGGAACCACUUCUUUUUGUUCCCGAACUAGAGCGUAUGGAGAUGAUAUUUCAGGGUGUAAAUGAGAAUCGCCCGCUGGCCCUGUAUGUGGGUAUGUUGGUCAGCCUACAAGGCCACUCUAUUCCGUUGAUCUGUCAGCACGGAUUCAACCUUCUGCAGCAACUUCUUUUGGAUCACCGACAUGCGGCCACCAUUCGGUGCUUAGAGUUGAUCGUUCCGUUGUUUUUGGAAACACCUGAAACUCUUGCAAAUUGUGAAAGUUUUCAGAGACUGUUGAUUACUCUUUUAAAUGCGGACAGAACUUAUUUGAAGCUAGCUAAGGAUAUGGUCUACGCUAAUUCCAUUGGCCCCAUUUUGGAACUGCUGGACAACAUGCUUCAUCAUCAAAUUAUUUCAUAUACAAGCUAUGGUCUUUGUUCCCCGCUUAAUCUUCUCAACAUCUGGCUCAAUUGCUUUACAACCUUGCCAGGCUGGUCUCAGAACUCGAAUCUACUGUAUCUGCUUGACAGAAUGCUCCGUAUUUCUUACCAGUUCCCCGACUGUCGAGCUCAGGCUGUGGAAUUUUUCUACAAUUACUACAAGGAUUGCACAGAUUGGAAGACAGCUCCCAAGGGAUCAGCUCUUAAAGCCUUUUUCGGUGCCCAGUCUCCUUCACGAAUACCUUUGAUUUCGCCGCAAAACUGCUGGCUAAAUUUGGUGCUGCUGGAGAUAGAGUUCCGUCUGGUGGAUACCCGCAUCUUCCCGGAGUUUUUGCGGCAAGUUUCCGCUCAACCCGUGGAGGCAGCUCUCAAGAAGACGUUCUCAUUGAGCAAAACCAGUGCCUUCCCCGCCAGUCAACUUGUAAUAUUCAAGUAUGCCCAACUUCUGGCCAGCAUGGAGAGCAAUCAUGCUUUAUUUCCCAUCGUCUGCCAGAAGUUCUUUGAGCUUUAUCUUUGGCGAGUGCCAACGGAAAACGAAUCGCUUAACUUUAGUCACAACUUUGGAGUUUCCGACAGGUUCUACGAACACAAUGUGCCUUUGAUGAAGAGUAUUAAGUCCCAACUUAAGUCUGCUGAGUCUUACUACUCCGCGUUGGCAACCAAAAGCGCCAGUGACGAUGCCAUGGCCCACUUCUAUCGCAGUUGUUGCAAGCUGAUGCAGAACUGUGCGCUCUGGCUGGAGGAUACUCAAAUUAAUCGCUUUACCAGCGAUGCCGAGCAGCUACCUGCGCAGUACAACUCAGAGAAACUGCGUGAGCUGUUAAGUGGUCAUGUCAAUCACUGGACGGAGUUCCUCUGCCUGGCGACCCUGCGCAAGGAGCAGCGUCAUCAGGCAGAUCAGUGGGGGCGAAAAGUGAUGAGAUUUCCUAACCAAAAGUCACCCAGAACUCCGGUGCAACCGAAGCCGCGACAGCCUCCUGCUCAACAUAUAAAGAGCCUGCUGAUUACGUACGAAAAGAUUAUUCCGGUCCCAACCCACGUUCGUGUAGAACCCAUCCAGACACCACCUAUCGAUGAAAACAUUAUGACGCAGCUUCAGAAGCGCUUAAACACAUUCAACUCAACGGCCAACACCUACCAUUACAAGACAUCCGAGUUAAAUUCCCUGAACCUUAACUAUUUGGAGAGUGUGCCAGCUCUUUACCAAAUGAUUUCUUACGAAGAGACUAGGCGAAAGGAGUGCACAUCCUUGCUCUUUAAGCGGACCUGUACAGCGCCUGCCCAUAUUAAAUUGACGCCAGAGCAUAUACGAAUCAACGAUGUUAUAUCCCGAAAACAAACGCAGAAUCGCGAACGACAUGACAAAAUUAUAGAGGAUCUGCUAUUGGCAAUGAAUGUUGAUAGCUUUGCAGAAGCCAUUGAGGAAUUUGGCGUCUGUAUCGGUGCCCUUCUUGUUGCCCCGAUAGAGUCGAAAGUGACGCAAAUUGGAGUGCAGGUUUUCUACCAUCUGGUGGAUAACCUUAGCGAAGUGACUAUGAAAUUCCACCCAACACAUGAUCUGUACUUUCAGGUGUUAGAGAAGCUUGGGAUUUUUCUGCAUGCAGAUCAGGCUGCCCAGGGCCUGGUUGUUCUACGCCUGGCCCUUAAGAGACCCGAUCUCUUGGAGCUGCUGGCCGGAGUCUUUGUACCCAGCAGCACGGACGUGGAGCACUUCUUGCCCAUGUACGAGUUUCUCAUCGAUUCGCAUCUUAAGCGCUGCGACACACAGACACUAUUCGUGCUAUUCUCCAAAUUCGACCUGUUGGGUUGGAUGGAGGCCUAUCAGCCGAAGCUUAGCGAGAUUAAUCGUCUGCUAAUGCUGGUACUGCAGGGUCUAGAGGCGUGGUCUCAGCCGCAUAGCAGCCUUCUGCAGGAUCAGUUCCGCAGACAUCUUGUUCACAUCUUUGGCUACGACUUUCCGCAGCACUACGGCGAGGUGAUGCAGUUAGUUUUGGACCGUACGUCGGACCAGAAGCUGAUGCCGGUGGUGCUUCUGGAUCUGCUGAACGCUUUGUUCGUUCGAUCCAACUGUCCAGAGUUUUCCUUUGAACAAUCCGAGGUGCGUGUGCACGAACUCGCUUUGGAUUUUGCCCGGCGCCAGAAGUUAUUCACCCUGAAGGCGGCAACCGACACGCUUUUGCUCUUGUCCCGGCACUUUCAAAAGGAGCGACUUCAUCACGGACUGCAUGGACUGUAUCCUAAGCACAAGGAUUACUGCCAGCCACUGGUUCUGUGGUUCACCUGUUUCGGUCAUACUCUGUUGGCCAUGGCCAUAUGCAGCUACCAGGAGCUACUAGCCGAUCAGAUUAGCGACAUUGUCUUCGGCUCCAUCGUGGAGACUUACGGUCCUUGGCUGAUUCCAUACACCGAACAGACGGUUAGUGGCGUGGCUCACUGGAUACGCCAACUGACUCCCGGACAGAGCAAAGUGCUCCUGCCAUGGAGCGAGCAGCAGGUUAGCAGCAGCAAACUUAUGAUCCGUUCCUUCGUGGCCACCAUACUGCAAGUUCUGCAGUACCUGCCAUCGUCGAACAAGAUUCUGGAGCACGUAUUUGCCUGGUAUGUGCACCACUUCGCACAGCCCAACAUAGCAGGCCACGUGUUGGCGCCCAUUCACGAGGGAUUGGCUCAAUUACCCUGGGAACGUUUUCUGCCGCCGGCACAGCACGUUGAGUCUCUGUACGACAGCCUUCAAAGAUUCCUGCCGGAAUCACACGCCAUGCUGGGGCAUAUAUUCAUUCGGAUUGACUGGAACAACUGGUUUGCCCAGAUGCCCCAACCGGUGGUCAUUCUCUCCAGACUAUUCGGCAUCUUUGUGAAGAUCGCCUUCGAACCAAAUAUUCACAUCCAUCCCAAUACAAGCAAAAUCUUAGAGGAAGCCAUUCUGUAUCCAUGGCACCUUGUGGAAUACAGCGAGCUGGAGCAACUGCUGAAGUGGUUCGUGGCCAGUGUGGAGCCAGCCAUUGCAUUGAAGUUACCAGCCGAGAGCAAUUAUGCGGAUCGCGCUGUUUUGGAACUUCUUCGCUUGGCCUGUGCCAUGUCGCCGGAACGUUCUGCUCAGGAUGCUGUCGUCUUGGGAACAGCUAAGCGAAUGCUCUACACGCGGUCCAUGGUCCGCAUGCAGCGAGCCUGUGGAGCCAAGCACAAGAAGCUGCUAGCCACAAAGGAGGGCGAGCGUGCCUUUACUGACGCCUUCCUGGAACUGCUAAAUAAUAUCGACCGCGCCAUUUGCAGCUGCAGUGAGCAUCGUACGCCGGAAGAGCAGCGCAGAGAAGCCCUUAACCUCAUGCUGGAGUUGGUGGCGCCUACCCAGACGCAGAGUCAGGAAGUGUCUAAUAUACACAUUAAGGCUCUUGUCUGGUGGCAGCAGCGAUGUGCACCGGGCAACCUGGUUAUGUGUUCCACCCUGCCCGCCAUCGGUCAUCUAAACACGUACAUUGCGAGCAUUUAUUCGCUUCUGGAGGCGAGCAUUGAGAACUUCUUCCGCACUUCGCCCGAGAGUUCUCCUUGGCAUGCACCCAGCUGGCAAUGUUUGAUGGAGGCUCUUAGCAUGUCGGUGCCAAAACUAGACCUUUUGCCGAUCAUGCAGGGUGGCUACUUAUUUUCGCUGCACGUUUUUGUUGUCUACAAGAUGGAGGAGAUCGCGGCGGACGGAGACAAGGUGACCUUUUUGCAGGAUCUCAGCCAGCUGCUGGAGAAUCUAAAAACCAGUCCACUAACUGAGCCGCGAAUGGCUCUUGUCUGGGGCGUGAUUAUUGCCCGUGGGUGCCAGAUUCUGCAGAGCAACCAUCUUGUGAAAAAACCACUCCACAUGCUGGCCAGACACUUGCAGAUUGCAUCAACCAAAGCCGAGGGGUGGGGUGACGGGCUACUGGGUGUGAUUGGUCUGAAGUCGGAGGUUAUAACAAACAGACGAAAAGUCCUAACUCGUUGCUUAGCCUGUGUCAUCUUCUCACUAUUCCCGGCCAAUCGGGAUCUUCGAAUUCCAUCAGAGGAGUACGAAAGCGCGAUUCGCGAGUUAUCCAUGCUGCUGGCCAACAAGAAGUUCACCGAUAUCAAGCCCCUAAUCGUCCGGGCCGUCAGUCUGCUCAAGGAAAACACCUGGCCCGAUAUCCGGGCUGUUCCGCAUAUGGUCUGUCGACUUAUCAGCAUCUUCUACGAGGAAAGCUAUCUGACAACCAUUCCAGAGAUCUGGGACUUUGACUUCAAACUAAUCGCGACAUAGCUUACCGACCAAGCGAACAAUUCUAAAAAUCUUUACAGCCAGUUGUGUUAUUUUCCAGGUGUUAUAUAUCAUCUAACUAGGUUUAGGGUAAAUAAAGUGAUCAGUUUUUGUGCAAUUUUUAAAAUUGCAAGAAAAUGUAA